This is a messenger RNA of Amaranthus tricolor (Joseph's coat), 9654 nucleotides long. RefSeq lists its product as uncharacterized. The coding region runs from base 1190 to 2509 and encodes 439 amino acids. The record is from RefSeq and is a predicted model, not a curated record. The transcript has 5 exons. NCBI's taxonomy places the organism in Eukaryota, Viridiplantae, Streptophyta, Magnoliopsida, Caryophyllales, Amaranthaceae.
UCUCUCUCUCCUCUUAUUUUCUUUUCCCCUUCCCCUUUAUUUGUUUAUUUUAUUAUAAUCACCACCCGCACACACCACACACUCCGGCCGGUCACCACAGGCGACGCCCACACUAGCCAGAGACCGCCACCACCAGAACUCGCCGACAGCAGCAGCCAUCAGGCAGCGGCGGCAGCCAGCCUUGGUGGUUAUGCCCAGUGAUUUGGUUUUGAAUUAAAAAGCCCAAAAUUGAAAACCCUAGGUUUCUAAAUUAAUAUUUAUUGAUGGGAUUUGAUGGUGGGUGAUUUAAAUUAUUGUAAUAGGUGUUUUAAAACAUAAUUACAGAAAUUUAAGAUGUUUUAAUAAUGCUGGAAUUUUUAUAUAUAAGCUAUAAUUAAGUUUCUUAAAAGGAUUUUUCAUACCCAUUAAUUGGAAAUAAAAGUAAGGGUUUUUUAAAUUAAAUUUCAAAUUAUUUUAGAGGGUUUAUGAGUGAUUUAAAGAGAGUAUAUAUUGCUGGAAAUUUUUGUGAAAGAGGUAUUAAUACUUUUUUGUAAUUGUAGUUUGUAGGAGACUUCCAACUUCCAAGUGAGUGAUUUUAUUUAGUUCGUGGCGAUUUUAAGAUUAUAUUCAAGGAAUCCAAGGCGUCCAAAGCACUGAACUGCUCUAUUAAAGCGCAUUCAACGUUCUCCAUUGAAGCGCAGUUGCCGUUCUCUGUCGAAUCUAGUUCUUGUAUCCCCCAUUACAGCGGCUUCUGAGUUAUAUUCAUUCCUUGAUAUGGAUUUGGAUCUCAAGUAGCAUGCUGAAGAGUAUUACAAUGUUUCGAUAGAGGAGAUUUAGAAAAUUAGAGCUAAGAAUCAUAGUAAUUUGUGGUUUGAUGCAACAAUCAGAUCUCUUCAUAAGAGGAGGGAGUAGGAAAUUUCUUUUGGCAGACGUGCUCUCCGCACAAAGCCCCUUGCUCGUGUAUUGUCGGUAGCUUUCAAACCAAAAGAUGGAAGUAGGGAUAAGCCGCAUGCUAUGUAUGGUUACAUCUAUAUUGAGUAUUUUCGUUCGAAAACUAAUGUGGUGUCUGAGUUGUAUAAAAGAGAGAGGGGUGAAGCUGAGAUCUUAGGAAGCGACGGGUUGUUGACAUUAAAUGGUCCUGAUUACUCAUUUUGGCCAUAUUAUGCAUGUAUGACAUUGAUCAAAAAUAAAAUAACUCUGAACUUAAUUAAUGAUACUGGCAACAUUAUUGCAAGAUUGUUCUUUUUGGAAGAAACAAAUAUUGGAGCUGAUUAUGAACAAGUCAAGUCUAUGUCCAUUGAUUGCGAGCAAGGUUCUAUCAUUGUUAAGUACAUUUGGGGUUCAUUGCCGAAUAGAGAUCAAGGUGUGUAGCAGACAAGGUAAACAACAUGAUGGUUUGAAUGUGAAUGGAAAGAUUGUUGCUCGUUAUGCCAACACAUAUGGGAAUUAUUCUUCAGAAGAUUGUGUUCUGUUUGAGAAGCAAGAUAGUGACCUCCCUGUUGAGAUCAAUCCUGCAAAACGGUUUCCACUUUCAAGAUGUUGGGUGUCAUUACCUGCUUAUUCUUCUCUUAUUGUGGACCUUAAUUUGUAUGAAUUUAAAACAAUGCGUAAAAUUGUUGAUCAAUCAGUGGAGUCGUCGGUUGAAGAUGGGAGAAUAACAUCAAAUUCAAUCUUGCUGGAUGAUUUAGCUAUUCAUGUUCAUGCCGCAUGGUUCUCGCCUGAUGUGGUUGGACAGCGGAUUGAUUCGAAGAUUGGAUUCCCAUCUAGCUUACUCUCGUGGAAUCAUCAGAGUAAGCCAUGGGCAUCUCCUGUCUUGGAGAUUUUCUCUGUCUUUUUUGGUCGAGGUAGGCAAAAGACAAUGCAAAUUUAUGGAUCAAUUGAGGUUUUAUCGGAUGAUGAUGACAGGAUUUCUUAUAUCUUUAACAGAGAUGAAAAAGAAGCAUUAGUAUUAUCUGAAAAUGAGAAAUCAUUACCUGUAUCAGAUGGUUUUAGAGUUUUUGAUGAUUGUAGUUCAUUUCAAAUGAAGUUUAGCAUAAAGGAUACUGAAGAGCGUUCAGCUAUUCGAGGCUUAGUGGAUUGGGUAGCUUCUGUCCUUGGCACUUCUUUGUGGUAUGAAAAGCAAUUGUGUUCUCUUAUUCCGGGUCAACAUGGAGGAUUUGCAGUAAUACACUAUUUAAUCUUCUCAGAAGCUGUUAGUGCAAACAUUAUAGUGUUUCUAAAUCCUAAAACAGGAUGCGGUGAUGUUUGUCCUAAGAUUUGGGGCAGCCUUAUUGCUCAAUAUAGUUGCUAUUACUAUACAUCGCGCUUUAACAAAGACUACUACCGGAUUGUAUUAUUUGAGAAGAUUAAGGAUGAUCUAAUUCAAGUGAGUGAUGAUUCGAGAAUACCACUAUCAAGAUCUAUGAUUGUUGUUCCAUCAUAUACCUCUCUUAUUGUCAACGUAGAUAUACUAUGUGGCAAAUCUGAUGAAAACUUUUCAUGUGCUACGAAAAUUGAAAUUAGUGAAGGUUUCAAGAUUGUAGAUAUAUAAUAAAUUGAUAUAUUAUAUGCCUCUCUACGAUCUUGAAAACUUCACCAAUUUUAAUUUUUAUAUCACAUGAAAAGUUUUCAUCAGAUUUGCCACAUAUAAUAUAUCUACGUUGACAAUAAGAGAGGCAUAUGAUGAAACAACAAUUAUAGGUCUUGAAAGUGGUAUUCUCGAAUCAUCACUCACUUGAAGUAGAUCAUUUUUAAUCUUCUCAAAUAACACAAUCCGGUAGUAGUCUUUAUUAAAGCGCGAUGUAUAGUCAUAGCAACUAUAUUGAGCAAUAAGACUGCCCCAAAUCUUAGAACAAACAUCACCGCAUUCUGUUUUAGGAUUUAAAAACACCAUAAUGUUUGCACCAACAGCUUCUCAGAAGAUUGAAUAGUGUAUUGCUGCAAAUCCUUCAUGUUGACCCGGAAUAAUAGAACACAAUUGCUUUUCAUACCACAAAGAAGUGCCAAGGACAGAAGCUACCCAAUCCACUAAGCCUCGAAUAGCUGAACGGUCUUCAGUAUCCUUUAUGCUAAACUUCAUUUGUAAUGAACUACAAUCAUCAAAAACUCCGGAACCAUCUGAUACAGGUAAUGAUUUCUCAUUUUCAGAUAAUACCAAUGCUUCUUUUUCAUCUCUGUUAAAGAUAUAACAAAUCCUGUCAUCAUCAUCCGAUAAAACCUCAAUUGAGCCAUAAAUUUGCACUGUCUUUUGCUUACCUCGACCAAAAAAGACAGAGAAUAUCUCCAAGGCAGGAGAUGCCCAUGGCUUACUCUGAUGAUUCCUGACCAAAAUUUCAAGGAAAAAAAUUCAUUCCGUAUUCAAAUAAUAUAUACAUUCACAUAAUAUUUACAUCCAAAUGGCUCGAAGUUCUUAACUUACUCAAUAAUCACAAUCAAAUAGUCCAAUAUUUUGGCAUUUAAGCAUAAUCAUAAGACCCAUUUGAUACUUCACUAGUUCAUGAACAAGACAAGCUCGUCCAAUAUCAAUUAACAGUCAAAAACCAUGUAUAAUAGUCCAUGGAUAUUUAUUAUAACUAGAGUACCUCACAAAUAAAUCUAACCUCAGAAUCUUUUUUUAUAUUUGAUAUAAAGCCAGAAAAUCUAACCUACACCGAUAAAUUUUAGGCAAAACAGAGGCCCAAAAACAAAGUCACAACUACAAGUAGGCAUUUAUUGGGUAAAAUUGUUGCACCAUUUGACAAUUGAAAACAUAGGAACAUACACUAAGGAUUUCAUUAGAUGAUACCCAAAAAAACAAAAACAGACAUUUGCCAAGCAAAUAAGACAUUAUUGACUUACAAGCAAGAUAGAUCAUAUAAGAAUUUUUAAGCAUAGAUAAACAGGCAACAUACCACGAGAGUAAGCUAGAUGGGAAUCCAAUCUUCGAAUCAAUCCGCUGUCCAACCACAUCAGGCGAGAACCAUGCGGCAUGAACAUGAAUAGCUAAAUCCGCUGUCCAAUCGAGAGUAAGCGGAUUGUUGCACCAUUUGACAAUUGAAAACAUAGGAACAUACACUAAGGAUUUCAUUAGAUGAUACCCAAAAAAACAAAAACAGACAUUUGCCAAGCAAAUAAGACAUUAUUGACUUACAAGCAAGAUAGAUCAUAUAAGAAUUUUUAAGCAUAGAUAAACAGGCAACAUACCACGAGAGUAAGCUAGAUGGGAAUCCAAUCUUCGAAUCAAUCCGCUGUCCAACCACAUCAGGCGAGAACCAUGCGGCAUGAACAUGAAUAGCUAAAUCAUCCAGCAAGAUUGAAUUUGAUGUUAUUCUCCCAUCUUCAACCGACGACUCCACUGAUUGAUCAAUAAUUUUAUGCAUUGUUUUAAAUUCAUACAAAUUAAAGUCCACAAUAAGAGAAGAAUAAGUAGGUAAUGACACCCAACAUCUUGAAAGUGGAAACCGUUUUGCAGGAUUGAUCUCAACAGGGAGGUCACUAUCUUGCUUCUCAAACAGAACACAAUCUUCUGAAGAAUAAUUCCCAUAUGUGUUGGCAUAACGAGCAACAAUCUUUCCAUUCACAUUCAAACCAUCAUGUUGUUUACCUUGUCUGCUACACACCUUGAUCUCUAUUCGACAAUGAACGCCAAAUGUACUUAAUAAUGAUAGAACCUUGCUCGCAAUCAAUGGACAUAGACUUGACUUGUUCAUAAUCAGCUCCAAUAUUUGUUUCAUCCAAAAAGAACGAUCUUGCAAUAAUGUUGCCAGUAUCAUUAAUUAAGUUCAGAAUUAUUUUAUUUUUGAUCAAUGUCAUACAUGCAUAAUAUGGCCAAAAUGAGUAAUCAGGACCAUUUAAUGUCAACAACCCGUCGCUUCCUAAGAUCUCAGCUUCACCCCUCUCUCUUUUAUACAACUCAGACACCACAUUAGUUUUCGAACGAAAAUACUCAACAUAGAUGUAACCAUACAUAGCAUGCGGCUUAUCCCUACUUCCAUCUUUUGGUUUGAAAGCUACCGACAAUACAUGAGCAAGGGGCUUUGUGCGGAGACCAUGUCUGCCAAAAGAAAUUUCCCACUCCCUCCUCUUAUGAAGAGAUCUGAUUGUUGCAUCAAACCACAAAUUACUAUGAUUUUUAGCUCUAAUUUUCUGAAUCUCCUCUAUCGAAACAUUGUAAUACUCUUCAGCAUACUACUUGAGAUCCAAAUCCAUAUCAAGGAAUGAAUAUAACUGCAUAAUCAUCAAUACGUUGGGGCCAAAAGAAUACAAGAAAGUGAACAAAAAUUUUCAACUGGAUUAAGUAUUUGAAUUCAUCAAUAACUAUAUAGUCAUGCUCCCACCAAGCCCGUCCCUGAGGAAGGGCAGGAAGGGCGGCAGCCCUAGGCCCAGAGAUAAGAGCUCUAAUUUCAUAAUUGAAUCCAAACAUUAAAGUGUUGUGCAAUACAUUAGCAACCAAAUUUGACUCAAUUAUCUCAUUAUCUUAGGGAUAUUUGAUUCAAUUAUCUCACAAUUUUAGGGAUAUUUGAUUCAAUUAUCUCACAAUUUUAGCGAUAUUUGAUACAAUUAUUUCAUAAUUUUAGGGAUAUUUAAUUUAAUUAUCUACAAUUUUAAGGAUAUUUGAUUCAAUUAUCUCACAAUUUUAGGGAUAUUUGAUUCAACUAUCUCAUAAUUUUAGUGAUAUUUGAUAUGAUGAUAACAAAUACAAACAACUUACCUCAGAAGCUGCUGUAAUGGGGGAUACAAGAACUAGAUUCGACAGAGAACGGCAACUGCGCUUCAAUGGAGAACGUUGAAUGCGCUUUAAUAGAGCAGUUCAGUGCUUUGGACGCCUUGGAUUCCUAUUAAAAGCCAUGACCCGCCACAGUUAUUAAUGGGUUAGAUCCGUCUAAUAAAUAAAUAGGCUGAUUGUCUAAUUAUUAAAACAGUUUUAAAAAGUAUGGAUUAUUAGUUUAUCUAUACACUUUCAUUUCUUAAAUACUAUCUUCACACACCAAAGCUUGUAUAAUUUGUUUGUAAAAGAAAAAAUUAUUUUGAAAACGACUGAAAUUACAUUAAUUAAACUGAGUUUACAACAAACGAAAGGAAAGUAUGGUAACAUAUGUCAAUUACAUGUUAUCAUGUCUUAAAUGUGGUUAGGAUGAGUUUUCCUCAAAAAAAUGGUUUGGAAGAGUUUUCCUUAAAAAAAGUGUUUAGGAUGAUUAAGCAUGUAAAUAUAAAUAAAUAAUAUUUUAAGCAAAUAAAACACAUCACAUUCCUAUGAGAACUAAGCAUGAUUCGCUCUUCACUCAUGCCCUUUAUGAUUAUGCUUCAUCACCCAAAAAGCUUCUUUUUACUUGCCCUCACUACUCGCCAUUAAAAAUGGGUCGUCGUAGGGACAAGGUAAAGACAAGGCCAAACAAACAUGCAACAUAUAAUCAGCAAAGUUGAGUACAUAAGCGUAAUAAAAACGCACUAACAUGCUUUCAUCCUAUCAUCACACAACUUACUGUGUUGUACCUGUUUACAAGCAUACAGGAAACUUAACACCUAACUAGACAAAUAUCAAUGUUCAUUUAAUUUGAUUACGCAUUGAAUGGGUUUACCCCCUAACCUGCCCCAAUAAAGGGGUAAUAACACGGGAACACGGGAGCUUAAAUUGUGCCAGUAUAAAAGAACCACACGGGAGUGAAAUAGGAACAAUAAGAUUAAAAACUAUUGUUUCUACUGAUUUUUCCCUAGAAAUAGGAACAAUAAGAUUAAGUAAUAAUUCCCAAAAUUUUUUCCGAAAUAAAGAUAAUGAUGUAUUUUUUAAUCUUGGGAAAAUAUGCCAUGGAAGAAAGGAAAGUCAACAAUCUAAAGCUAGAUCAAAGUCGAAUCUGGUUAAUUACCAAAAAAAAGCAACCCCUAAGUGCACUUUUGCAACCAAGUAAUGUGAAAAAUACUACGGAAAUUGCCGAGGUUAGAACUGGCAGCCUCAAUGCUUAGGAAAAGAUAUAUUAAAGGUUGUUACAAAGGAAGCAUCUACGGAAGAAACUAAGGAAGCCAGUGAGAGACAAAACCAUUAGCAAAAAUUUAGAAGCACAAAACAAUGUUAUAAGAAUCGAGACCAGUGGUACUCAAAAUUCCCCCGGAGAAGACUCUUUGCGUGGGUCAGGUGAUGGACAUGCCAUACUUGGGCAUAGCAAACCCCCUGACUCAUAUUCUAAAGGCGAGAAUGGAGACAUGGAUAGAACCAAUGUCGGAACCCCCGGAAUUGAUAGUCACACAAUUGAUUCCAAUUGUGGUUAUAAGAUUGAUGCGUCUUAUUUCGGAUGCAUAUGUAAGUUCCUUAAAAACUAUUUUUGUUUUAAUGGAGGACACAAUCCCAAAUUUAAAUCACAAUUCCCUACCAAUUUCUUGUAAACCUAAUGUGUUAGCUCUAGUCGAAACACAUAUAGGAGGGCAACAAGCUCAAAAUAUUCCAACAAUUCUUAAUUAUGGUGGUCAUACUAAAGUAGACGCCCAAGGCUUUAGUGGUGGUAUAUGAAUUUAUUGGCACCCAGAAUUAGUCACUGUAGAACCAAUCAUUAAAAAUGGUUAAUACAUCACUAUGGAUAUUAAAAAAGUAGGAUGUGAACCAUGGUAUUUAACGGCGGUUUAUGCUAGCUCCGACCCAACUAAGAGAAAUGAUUUAUGGAAAGAAUUAAGAGAAUUGCGGCAACUCAAAAUAAACCUUGGAUGCUUGCCGGAGACUUUAAUGGCACUAGAAAGACAAGCUGUGCCGAUACCUCAAGAAGAUAUGCUAGAUUAAAUGAGUGGGUUGAGGAUAUGGGUCUGUUGGAAGUUGAAUUUUCGGGUGCGGUUGCUUUUCAUACGUGGGCAAGGGGUAAUUCGGUUGAUACUUGGAAAAGUGCUCGUUUAGAUAGAGCAUUAUGUAACGGAGAAUGGAGUCUCAGGUUCGCAAAUGCAGCCAUGAAGCACUUACCGGCAACACAAUCAGAUCACUGCCCUUUGUUGAUUCAUUAUGUGGAGAAAUAUUUUUCCUCCAAAUGAGAGAUCAUUCUUUUUUUAUUCAUCUUUUCUAAUUUAUUUUCAUUUUACAAUUUUUUCAAUUACUUUCUAUGCAUCUCUAUAUACCUUUUUCAAUUGUUUGACUUUUUUUUAUCUCCUAAAUAUUUACAUUCAAUACAAGCGGGCCCUAAGAGAAAAUACUAUUGAUUUUGGGUCAUAUUUAUAUGUAAAUACCUUGUGAAUCUGGUUUGACUUUUAAAUGUCAUAUUAUUCAAUUGGGACGAGUCUUUUAAUCAAUUUCGAUUAAUCUAAGUCAAAUUUUAAUAACCCUACUUAAUCCAACGCAAAAGAUUUCGUAUCAAUAAGAAGAUGACCAAGUCUAAAGCCAAUUUGUAUAAGUAGUUGAAGUGAUUCAACAAUGAAUAGUGAAUAUAGAAGUACUACCGGUUCAAUAAUUUGAAAAUAACAUGACACCCACCUAGACCCGGCCCACACCACACAUGAUGUACACUGAGCACACACAGUUAAGUCACUGAACUUCUUGGAACGAACCCACACGCCCAUAAAACAAAAAUUUAGCGGAUCCUCAAAACACAAUAAAAUGUAGCUUUUUGAGAUCACUGAUAACACGGUUGAGAAAAUACUUCUAAAUUCUAAUACUCUCUGUUCACGACUUUAUUUGUAUUAUUUCUAUUUUGGUCUUACUUUCUAAGUCUUAGUAUGUACAUAUUUUUAUUUUAUUAUAUUUAAUAAUAUAUAAUUUUGUUGAAGUGAUUUAUAUUUUUAUAAAGGUAAAAGGAAGGAUUAAUUUAAAGAAACUUAGAAAAAAUAUUGUGAAACGGAUAAAAAAUUAUUACAACUAUUAUAGAACGGAAGAAGUAUUUAUAAAGAUAACUUUAAGAAAAGUUUAAAAAUUACGCAUUCUAUGCAUUUAGAGAGAAAAUUUAAAAACGUGUAUAUAGGGUUGAUGAGAUAAAAAAAAUAAGGGUUGAUGGUUUAAUAGUUGUAUGAGGUUGAUGAAAAAGAAAAUUAUUCUCCUCUAUCCCCUAAAAGAUUGUUGCAUUCGAUCGCUUUGUAACAUUCUUUUGUAAGUGGAGGAAGUAGUAUUAGUUUGGGGCUUUGGGCUUUACCUUUAACGAUAAGAGAUAUCGGAUUUUUUUGCUUAUAUCUUUGCUAGCUGGAUUUUGAUGGGACAAUGAUAAGUUCGAGCUUGGUUCUCCUCUAUCCCCUAAAAGUAAAUUAGGUUUGAGCUUGUCUAGAUUAUGACCAAGUUUGAUCUAAAACACUGUCAAUAUUGUAUUGUUUUAACAUACACUACAAAUAACUAUUGAAAUAGCGAUGGAAAAAAGCGAGGAAAAGUGUUGUUGGUCGCCAGUGGUAAAUGAGGGCGACGGUAAGGCGAGGAACACAAUUGGUCGCCAGGUGGAAAAAGUUAUUAGCGACGGGCAAACUGGUCGCCAGUUAGUCGCCAGCGGUAGUAUGUUUUUUUGUUUUUAUUUUAAUCUUUUGCGAAUACAGGGCGACGGGCAUGGAGGUCGCCAUUUCGUCGCCAGAUGUAAGUGGGCGACGGCUAGAUUAGUAGCCCUUUGGUCGCCAUUGUUCGUUUGUAUUUUUGGAAUUUGAAUUUGAAAAAUGGCGAUGGGUUUGUAAUCGUUGUGUUGUCGUCAUAUUUUGUAUAAAUAAGACGCAUAAUUGUUAUGAAGUGUAUAUUUCGGAAACCAAAGAAUUAAGAGAGGUUAGUGAUUUACUUAU